AUUUUCCUUGGGACUCCAUAAAAAGCACUGAGAAGUAAGUAAAGUAAACAACAAGUUGAUUCAGUCUCACUCUUGCUCAGUAGAGAGCUCCAUCAAAUGGCUUCAAUCAACCUCUUCAACUUUGCUUUCCUUCUUCUCCUCUCUCACGCUUCAGCUUCAACGGUAAUCUUUUACAACAAAUGCAAACACCCAGUGUGGCCAGGAAUCCAACCCAGCGCCGGCCAAAACAUACUCGCCGGCGGUGGUUUUAAGCUUCCGGCUAACAAAGCCCACACUCUUCAACUCCCACCACUCUGGUCCGGCCGCUUCUGGGGUCGCCACGGCUGCUCCUUCGACAGAUCUGGUCGUGGUCGUUGCGCCACCGGGGACUGCGGCGGUUCUCUCUCCUGCAACGGUGCUGGCGGCUCACCUCCGGCCACUCUCGCCGAAAUCACUCUAGGCCCUGAGCUAGACUUCUAUGACGUCAGCCUCGUCGACGGUUAUAACCUGGCGAUGUCGAUAAUGCCGGUUAAGGGUUCAGGUCAAUGUAGCUACGCCGGUUGUGUCAGCGAUCUAAACCAGAUGUGUCUGGUUGGGUUACAAGUCAGGUCACGUAACGGGAAACGGGUACUAGCCUGUAAAAGCGCUUGCUCUGCUUUCAACUCACCACAGUACUCUUGCACCGGCUUGUUCGGUAACCCACAAUCUUGCAAACCAACGGCUUACUCCAAAAUCUUUAAAGUCGCUUGCCCCAAAGCCUAUUCUUACGCAUACGAUGACCCAACCAGCAUCGCCACAUGUUCAAAGGCUAACUACAUUGUCACAUUUUGCCCUCACCAUCGCCAUUUAAAUUAGCCGAACAAAACAGUAAGAAGCAGCAUUUUCUCUAUUAGCAACAGCAUCUUGUUAUGUUUCGAAACCUUUGAGUUUUCUAUCUCUAUCUAAAUUUGUAACACUAAUGAAAUGCAAAUCCUAUCAUCAAUAUCAAUGGAACUCAUCCAACUUAGUGAUGUGUUUUGUGAGUCUAAA
Messenger RNA from Camelina sativa (false flax), 1008 nucleotides. RefSeq names its product thaumatin-like protein. NCBI's taxonomy places the organism in Eukaryota, Viridiplantae, Streptophyta, Magnoliopsida, Brassicales, Brassicaceae. The record is from RefSeq and is a predicted model, not a curated record.